This is a messenger RNA of Brienomyrus brachyistius, 5707 nucleotides long. It is a transcript of the gene stk33, whose product is annotated as serine/threonine kinase 33. The transcript has 15 exons. The coding region runs from base 527 to 2002 and encodes 491 amino acids. The record is from RefSeq and is a predicted model, not a curated record. Lineage: Eukaryota; Metazoa; Chordata; Actinopteri; Osteoglossiformes; Mormyridae. Gene Ontology annotation, molecular function: protein kinase activity; ATP binding. Gene Ontology annotation, biological process: protein phosphorylation.
UUGCUCAUACCUCCAGCGUUUUGGGCUCCAGUCUUACCGUCCGUGUCCGAUUUACUCUUGCAGGGCAAAGAAAUGAGUUCGGAUAAUUAGGCACCUCUUAAUUCCCCAUAGUAUACAAGUACUUUAUGUGCGCUGUGAUAGACCUGUGCAGCCCAGCUUCGUGCCCUUUAUUGACUAGGAUAUGUUCCAGGCUCCACUGUGACUCUGACCCCAAUAAGCGGUCAGAAGAUGAAUAGAUGUUAUUUACAUUACUUUAAAAUUUUAUUAACCAGGAAGUGCAAUUACGGCAACAAUAAAACCGUAGGAAGAAAUGAUACAUACUCAUGCAUAUUUUUAACCGAAAUUCCGCUUGCCGUAGUCCACCUUUCUGUUUUUCGCGAGUGAAAACUUUCGGAUGACUACUACGUGCCAUUCCUGAAGACUCAAAAAGACGCGACAGCAGUAACGCGGCAGCAGCUGGCAGCGAGUCUUCAAUAUAGGCCCUGCAAAAUAAGUGACUCGAUGGCAGGAAGAAACGCUUACUGACAUGGAACUCUGUGAGAUGCGAAGGGUGAAUGCUCUGGAAGCCGGCCGGAGAAUGCCGUCCCAGUGGGUACGAGCAAACAGCUCUGAGAGGAAGGUGCCCCACACGCGUGUGGAGGAUGAGGCUGCCAUCCAGCAGUUGUACUCAUUUGGGAGGAAGCUGGGAAAGGGCAGCUUCGGGGUCGUCUAUGAAGCCACCCACAUGCAGACCCAGAAGAAGUGGGCCAUUAAGAAGGUCAACAGGGAGAAGGCUGGAAGUUCUGGCGUGAUGCUGCUGGAGAGGGAGGUCAGCAUACUGAAACGUGUCAACCACACGCAUGUCAUACACCUGGAGGAAGUGUUUGAAACACCAAAGAGGACGUACCUGGUGACCGAGCUCUGCGAGGGAGGAGAGCUUAAGGAGCUCCUGCAAAAGAAGCAGUGUUUCACCGAGGAGGAGACCCGGCAUGUCAUCAGCAGCCUGGCGGAGGCCAUCGUCUACCUGCACAAAAUGGAUAUCGUCCACCGGGACCUAAAACUGGAGAACAUUUUAGUCAAGAGUUACCACAGUACUGAUGGAAAUGAGAUGUUCAAUAUCAAGGUGACGGACUUUGGGCUCUCGGUGCAGAAGGGUGGGGUGGGCAGUGAGAACAUGCUGCAGGCCACCUGUGGCACUCCCGUCUACAUGGCACCAGAGGUGAUCAGCGCUCACGACUACAGCCAGCAGUGUGAUGUGUGGAGCAUCGGGGUCAUCAUGUACAUGCUGCUAUGUGGGGAACCUCCCUUCAUGUCUAGCUCUGAGGACAAGCUGUUUGAAAUCAUCACCAAGGGAGAACUUGUCUUCACUGUCCCCAUCUGGGACACUAUCAGUCAUGGAGCCAAGAAGGUUCUGUGUUGUUUGCUGAAAGUGGAUCCUGCUCACCGCAUUACGGCCAGUGAGCUGCUGAAUAACCCCUGGAUCACUGGUGACACCUCCACCCCCGAAGCGAUGCCCACCAACGUGCUGGAGAUGAUGCGUCAGUUUCGUGAUGAGCCCGAGGAGCCUGCGGUGUGGGACGGCCUCCAUGGGCUGUCGCUCAGCAGCCCCGCCCGAGAGCCCCGUCGGCAUGCAGGCGCCGGCCGCACGGGCAGCGGGGGGCUCAGUCGCAGUCAGGCUUGCCCCCCCCCCAUAGAGGUGCUUGGGCCAGAUGGAGAUUCACACACCAUAACUGCUGAACAGCGACAGAGGAUGAAGACUAUCAUAUCCUCGGCCAAUGGUGCUACCAAGAGGGCUGGAGCAGAGGGAAGGGCCUGCAGCUCUAUCUACGGAGCCAGCAAAGCCUCCAGCCGAAUGAACAGCAGAUGCAGUGGCCCCCAGGAGAGGAAUGGGGGUCGAACCGCUGCCGUGGGGCCCUCCGCCAAGCAGGCACCCUGCCCAGGGAGGGCUCCCCUCUUGCCCUGCGGGACUGGGAACAAGUGCCUCAGGCUGUCCGCCAGCACUACGACUAAAAAGGCAACGUAGAUUUUAGGAAGAAAUCCCCUCGCCACCUCAAGUGCCAAAGGAAAGGGACACCGCUGGAGAUAAAAUCCACGGUGUAGCUGUGAAGUUUCAUAGAGCACAAAUUGCAGUCAGUUUCGCUCUACUUUUGCUGUAUAGAACCCAGUGUGUUCACGAAUAUAGUUCUUUUUUUGCAAGAGUCUUACCCAACUUGGCCACUUUUGAAUGAAAUUGAAUAUAUGCAAUUUCUUUCCUCACCCACAAAACAGAUUAUGGGUCAAGAUAGUUAUCUACAGGGCUACAAAUGCAGACUGAAUUCCCAUGGUGACCUUAUAAGGGAGAGCCUUGUCUUUUAAAAUGUGACAAGAGUGGUAACUAGACCGCGUAGUGUUACAAAUUCCAGUGUACAACCCAUGGUACAGUUAGCAUUGUUUGCUGUGCCUUUGCUGGCCUCUCCCUAGUUGUCUGGGUUGACAGUAUUUAUGUGCACUGAAAAAAAAUAUAUAAUUAAAAAGAUACAGGCUAUAUUUUAUGGGUAGACUACAUAUUUUAAUGUUAACUAUUUUAAUUAAAGUAUCCAUUAUUUCAGACUUAGUAAAUUAAUAUUACAAAUGAAAAACCUGCUACAGAAGCUGGUGAGUUAGAUGAGACAAAAAUCACUGAAUAAAAUUUUAUCUCAAUGUAUUUUUUCCAGACCAAAUUUAGCAAAAACACGUAGCACUUUAAUUUCUUUAAUGUUGGGGUCAGUCUUGCACAGUUUCCAGAUGGCUGUCCAGGCUUUGGUUUUGUUUUAUAAAUAAUUCUUGAUCUGAGCACUGUUAAUAGAGAUUUUAUUUUAUGAGUUUCCAUUUAUUUAAUUUGCAUUCUCAAAACAGCUGUUUUGAUACUAAUUGAACCAAAACACAGAUCCACAACAGAAGUCUUACAAUCAGACUUGUCUGUUGUUUUAAUUUUGGUAUUUACAAAAAAAGGAUAGAGACCAUUACUUACACAAGACUUGGCAUCUGUUGUGUUCAGUUCCCUAAUUACUUCCCUUGAUGAAACAAUAGCAAAUAUAUAUGUGGAAAAUAUUAAUUCAUCUUGUACUGGAGUGAAUUCGGAGAUGGGUUCUUGACUGAUUUGUCACGUUUUGCUUGAAAAUUCCUCUAAUCUAAUUCGGUAGGGCACAGAAAGCUGAAAGGAAGACUCCGGAACUCUGCUGUUAUAGCACAGGUCUGCCACUGUACAGAGAAUAAUCCCCAGCGCCCAUAUAAUAAUAAGAGAGUCAAGCAUGACCAGAGAGUCUAUUAAAAUCCCCCAAUUCUGCACCUUGAAAUGAAUGCGCGCAGACACAGGGCUCUGUGUGUCUCAGUAGCACUGGCCACGGCCAGGGUCCGCUAAGGUGCUGUGCUUGAGCCAAUUGAGGCAAAUCACACACUGCAUUUCCCCUUUUGAGGGAUUUAGUCCAUGGCUUUAAAACUGUGUAAUGGGCUCCAUAAUGGUUUCAAAGACAGGCUGUGUCUCGUCGGAAGGAAGGGACCAGUGUGGCUCUUAGGGAGAAAGGGAAGGUCAAGAAGCAUUUCGCAGGUGUCCAGAACCCCAGCGGCACACCAUGAAUAUAAGAGAGACUCCAUAAAAUAAGCUGGCUUACAUUGUAAACGGCACCAUGCGAAAACACUGACGCAUCGCAGUUAUUCAGAGACACAAUAAGCAAGAGCAAUUAGGCUGCUUUCCUAGAGUGUCAAAGAAACUUGAUCAUAUCGGCAACAAUCUUGAGUUUGCGCAGGAAAAGUUGCCAUACAUAGACAUGCAUAGCAGGAGAGGCUGGUUGUGCAGAUCACUAGGGGGAGUCGGAGAGCACCGGAGUGAGUAUAUUUUCAGGGCCACCAUGUAGGUACUUUGUAAGUACUGGGGUGGUCGUUUAGAAAAGCGUCUUUGUUUACAUUGGUGCCAUUUUGAGGUGGCACACAUUAAGUUUAUUUUAUUUAAACUGUGACUAGUGAAUUGACAUUUCAAAACGAUAAAACUGUGUCUAUUAGGUCAAAUGUAACAUUAAUAUUUAAAAAUAGUGUUGGCACAAACUUAUAACCGACAUAGUGGAAACGGAGUUAAUGUGUAAAAUAAAAUAUUUUGCAAUGAUUCAUCCAGCCCCUCAGUUGGCCAGCUUUGGGGGGGGGGGUGCUGGAUUUGCAUUAAGUCAGUUUAGACAACCUCCUGCGUGGUUAAAGUGCUGUCAGAGAGAGAAAUGGGAUUUCAGCAUAUGGCGUUCAUUUACCCAUGCCAGAACUUUAAUUCAGGAUGGAAAAAAAACCCCAAAUUGAAUUGUGUGAGUGGAAUGUGACCUGUGGUAAAUUACCUUGGAAGCACGGAGCUGAUGAGGGUGGAAAACAUGGAAGGCGAAGGGACUAAAUAUAUAAUUAAUUGGCAGAUAAGGUGGAGGUUCACAUGUGGGCCAGCGUCGGUGGGUUUAUCGGAAAGCCUGCCGCUGAGGCUCCCAGGCUUUUCGCCGAGAUACAGGAAGCCCACAAAAGAGGAACAGGGUGUCGGUGAAAGGGCGUGUAUUUGGGAUAAGGCGUGAAGGCAGAGGAAAUUAGAAGGCGGCCAGUUGGAACUUGCUAUUCAACCCCUUUUCCCUUCCCCUGCAGUAACCUCCCUGACAGAUGGAAGUGGGGGGGGGGGCAGUGAGGGGCUUUAAAACUCCGUGGGUCCAUGUGUAUCCCACCCGUUUAAGGCAGCUCUAGCACUGAGGAUCAUCAGAGCAUGUGGGGGGGGGACAUUACCUGUCCAGUGACACGGGCGCACACUUUUUUAAAGGCUAUAGUGGCAGUAAUGGACUGGGAGAGAUUGUGCAUCACCAUCUCGGCCAGGAAACACCAUGGGGGGACCUGGGAGAUGCCUUUCAGCAGCCUUAAUGGCCCUCGUUAAUUAAUCAGCCCACGUGGAAAGUGUGAGCGUGGCGGUGGCAUUGUGCUGGAAAGGCGCUGUGGAAUAGUGAGCAGGUUGGUCUGGGGACCGUGGCGGUGACUGGGGUGAACAAAGGCAUGCAAAGUGACUGGGAAGGGAGGUAGCUAAAGGCUAAUGCUACAGCUGUCUGAGCUCUGUUUCACGAUGGGAGGCUGGGGGGGGGGGGAUUCCUGCCCUGCGCAAGUGCUGCAAACAGAUGGCAUUUUCAAAGCAAGCCUCAUCAAUCUUUGUUGACACUACUUCUUUUUUUCAAACUACUCUUAUUUGGAAUAUUUGCAAUUAUAAUACAAAAUCUCAUUUAAAUAUCAAAUUAAUUAGCGAGCACACCAGAGUAAAUGUUUUUUUUUUUUUUUAAUAAAUCCUUGUUAAAAGUGAAAAGUUCUUGCCUACGGUUGGCAGGAGUGUUAAUUUACAGUGAUGUCUAAUCCCGUGUUGCCGCACAUGAAAAGCAUCACUAUACAUAUUUUAAUGUUGAGGUGGUUGUUUUCCAAGCAAUUUUCUGCUACAGUACAUUUUUAAUUUAUUCAUUUUUAAUUUAUUGGACUUUGCAUACUUGCUCAGUAAAACUGAUCUGCAGCACCUCUUAAAGUCACAGCUUCAGAGAUUAGCUGGGGGUGGGAUCCAUCAUUUUGCUGUAUUAGAUAGAACAGUCUGUAUGGGUCAUUGUUAUUAUUAUCAUUGAUAUUAUUUCACAUUACAGUCAUUAUCACUGAUGCUUCUGCCAAAGAUUCUGUUUUUCCUAAUGAUGGCUGUUCUUAAUAAAGCAAAAAAUGGCUACAAACACAA